Messenger RNA from Gastrolobium bilobum, 984 nucleotides. RefSeq lists its product as uncharacterized. The record is from RefSeq and is a predicted model, not a curated record. The transcript has a single exon. Bases 1 to 984 code for a protein of 327 amino acids. NCBI's taxonomy places the organism in Eukaryota, Viridiplantae, Streptophyta, Magnoliopsida, Fabales, Fabaceae.
AUGGCCUUAAUCUCCAAGAACAAGCUUCAAUUUGUUAACGGUUCCAUCUCUAUUCCAGAUCCGACAGAGCGAAGGUACGCUGCUUGGGAGAGAUGCAAUACCAUGGUUCUUACAUGGUUGCAUCGAUCCAUUGCUGAUUCUAUUUCACAAUCGAUCCUAUGGAUGGAUCGAGCAUUUGAUGUGUGGAGAGACCUUAAAGAAAGGUUCUCUCAAUCAGACAUAUUUCGUAUUUCUGACUUGCAUGAUGAGAUCUUUCGUUUGCAUCAAGGAGCAAAUUCUGUCUCCGAUUUCUAUACACAACUCAAGAUCCUUUGGGAUGAGUUGGAGUCUUUACAGCCAACACCUACUUGUAAGUGUGUUAAGCCUUGUUGUUCAAUCUCUUCUGAAGUGAGAAACAUCAGAGAUAGAGACUAUUCUAUUAGAUUCCUAAAGGGACUUAAUGAACAAUUUUCCCAUGUAAAGUCACAAAUCAUGUUAAUGGAUCCUUUGCCCCCUAUAAACCGUGUAUUUUCUUUAAUCACUGAGCAAGAAAGACAGAUGAAUUUGGCUAAUGUAAUACCUAGUAUUCCAGAUGGAAAUUCAAAGGCAUUUUUCCAUUCAACUGAACAGCAGUCAAGACGUGGCUACACUCCUGAACAACAAUCAGGACGUGCUUAUACUCCUGACCAACAAUCUGGACGUGGCUACACUCGUGGGGAAUUCUCCACUAGGGGAAGAGGACGUGGCUACAGUGGAGGCCGUGGUUACAAUGGAGGUCGUGGCAGAUCUUUUGUUCCAAGGUUGUGUACUUAUUGUGGCAAGACCAGCCACACUAUUGAUACAUGCUUUGAGAAUCAUGGGUAUCCCCCUGGAUACAGAGUCAAGGGAUUUCACAAGGCAAAUGUUGCCAGCACUGAUAAUAUUGAAGAAGUGCAUCCAUAUGUUGAUCAUAAUCAAGUGGCUUCUCUUCAAGGUAAGAAAGAGAAUUUUACUCAGGACCAAUAG